AUGCAAUCUGACCUCGACUUUGAAAUGUUAACGGAGAGGCAAAGAGUAAAUUGCUCCAAAAACUGUGGAGACCCUAACCAAGUGCGAUCGAGGAUUUUCAAAAGGUGCUUUUCGAUGGGAGAAAUGUCUUCACGGGCAAAUGAAUCACAGAGAUUAGGAACUCCGAGGAAAGAAUUGCCUUAUUUUUGGGGAUAUGAAGGCGCCUGGUUACGAAAUAUAAAGAAGGAACAAUCCAUUAAGUCCGACGUCCUCUUUUCCUCCUAUCUGGCAAACAUGAAUAUGCCCAAUGGUUCCUCGAAUUCCGUUCAUAAAGUACUGGCCAAGCCAUCCCGGCCAUCGCUGUACGACUUGAAGGAUAAUACGGAUGAUACCUUACCUGAUAACAUGAAAGUCGAUGUUCUGCUCAAGAGAAUCGGUGCAGAAAGUUCGUGGCCCAAUCAUCAAAUGAAGUCGGAUAUGGAAGUUCUCUUUAAGAAUCGAAUUUACACAGUAAAGGAUCUUCGUACGUUGUCGAAAGAAAGUUGGAAGAAAAUCGACUUAUUACCGAUCGUCAAAGACCUGUUACGCGAAAACAUCAAUCACGGCCGUAAUAAUUUAGAUGAUGAUUCCGGGAAAAAAAGAACGGAGAAAUUGCGAGAGAAAAUGCUAUCUAAAGAAAUUUUUGGAUCAAAGGAUAUGGAAAAUGUGAAUACAAUAGUUGCUAAGAUCCAACCGACUGUUGAAAAACAAAUUGACGAAGUUGUCCCGAGACAUACUCAAAACGAAAAAACAAAAUCACAUAUUCAAUCAAUCAGAACUUCAUUUGAACUACCAAAACGUUUCAUGCCCCCACCUAAUAAAAUAGCUAUGGGUGACAGAAUGAAAGUAAAAACUUCGAAUGGUAAAAUUUAUGAAGUUGACAGGUUGUGUCCGCACGCUAAAGCCGACCUUAGUGCAAGGGUGAGUCAGAGACGCGCUGUUAUCGAAACAGUUUGA
Messenger RNA from Acaulospora morrowiae, 975 nucleotides. The record is from the annotation of a GenBank genome assembly. Lineage: Eukaryota; Fungi; Glomeromycota; Glomeromycetes; Diversisporales; Acaulosporaceae.